UCUCACUUCUGCCCACGGGCUUGCUAGCUGGAUCUAUACGACUGCUGCUAUUCGUUACAUCUGACACGUGGGAUUGGAUCCCUGCAGCCGAUUGGUCAGUCAACUGCUCAGGCGCGAUUUUGCAACGCGGGACAACGCUCUGUGGGCGCACACAGCACAGGUCAGUUCAGACGACCCGUUGCGCCAAGAAGGAAUCUUAUCUUCAUCUUCAUAUCCAACUGUAUCUUUUGCGGAUACUUUGUAGCGAACCACGGGUCCGAGAUUUUACUAUUGCUCUUUGGAAAUGAAGGACAUAUUCACUCCAGAUUGAAAAGGCGAUCUAUUGAUAACUUGUACUCAUUGAUUUUUUUUUUUAAAUAAUCAAAUAGUUACUUUGACAGUUUUUGCUUGCUUUUGCCGGAGUUUUGACACCCAUACGAUGGCCGAUAACAACCACCCGCACGUUAUUUUCUGCAACAACUCGCCCAAAAGAGUUUUGGUGUCUGUUAUUAAGACCACACCGAUCAAACCCAGGAAUGCGGAGGCCCUGACGCCGACAAGUCCCGGCUUCAGCGACUUCAUGGUCUACCCGUGGAAAUGGGGGGAGAACGCCCACAAUGUGACCCUGAGCCCGGGAUCAGUGAGCGGGGCUUCGUCACCUACCGGGACCCAGACGGCCAGGGAAGCGGACACGGAUCCUACACCGGACCAAAUCAGGGAUGGCAUCCGCAGAGGGCGUCCACGGGCCGACACCGUUAGGGAGCUCAUAAGCGAAGGGGAGACUUCAUCCAGCCAUAUUCGCUGUAACAUCUGCAACCGAGUGUUUCCCAGAGAGAAGUCUCUUCAGGCUCAUAAGAGGACACACACAGGAGAGAGACCCUACCUGUGUGACUACCCAAACUGCGGGAAGGCAUUUGUCCAGAGUGGUCAGCUGAAGACGCACCAGCGGCUGCACACUGGAGAAAAACCCUUUGUCUGCUCAGAGAAAGGAUGUGGCAAUCGGUUCACACAUGCCAACCGUCACUGUCCCAAGCAUCCUUUCUCCCGUCUGAAGAGAGAGGAACCAAAGGAGGGCCAGGAGAAGGCUCAGUCUGUGGAUAACAAGGCUGUGGCAGAGUGGCUUGUAAAGUACUGGCGAACUCGUGAGCAGCGUUCUCCCACAACUACCAAGGUGAAGCCCCAGGGCAAGGCAAGAGCAGAGGAUCAGGAGCAGCAGGAUCCCAUGGAGUUUCUCCAGUCCGAUGAAGAGAACGGGGAAGAGGAAGAGACGGCAGAGGAAGAGAAGGGCAGCCAGGGAGGAGCCGCCAAGCGGCGCCUCCAGGAGCAACGAGAGCGUCUCCACGGUGCUCUGGCACUCAUUGAGCUGGCCAACAACCUGUCUCCCUGAACACCCACCCGCGUCCUGAUCCUGGACUCCCAUUCCCUGUCCCUAAUAUCUCUAUUCUCAACCCGCCUUCCUGCAGUAUGUGCUGUAGCUAGAAAGCGUUCAUUAAUGCAGAUCAAUGACUAGUUUAUUCUAUCAAGUUGUGGAAUCAGACUUUGAGAGAGAGCUGAAUUGGCCUGAGAUCCGUGUUAUGCACCGCAUCAUCUAUUCCCCCUCAGCACCAGGAAGGUACAAGCUAAAGCACCUUAUUCAGCUUCCAUUUUAUCCUUUUAGGCUGCUAUAAUUGUAGAUUUGACUAUAUGAAGAAUGUAUCUUUCUUUCUUCUAAAGGCAAAGAAAGAUUGUUUUAAUUUGUUUUGUUUGCACUUUGAUGGUAACGAGUUUUUUUGAGUGUAUUGAGUGUAACAGAGUGUGUAUGACUGAUGUGUAUAUGGAUUAAGCUCAGAUGGAAAGAAUGAUACAGGGUGUGGUCAAACAUGGGAAAUGUCAAGUUGCAUUCUAACUGUCAGAUGGCCUCUCAUCAUGCUCCUAGGUUUCAUCUAAGCACAAUUUCACUGCCACAGAAGACAGUAGUGGUGGUAGAAAUGGACUGAGAAACGUUCCGAUAAUUCAAGUUUAAGCCUCACCAAUACAGCACGCUCCAAGAAGUGUGCAUCGGUGGACUAAAAAGAGAAGAGAGAUUAAUCAGUCUGGCAUGUGACGUGGUCAUUUUUUUUCAUAUGCGAAUGCGAGGUGAUCAUUGCAAGCAUAAUCCAGAGGUCUGGUUAGGCAUAAACUUUUCAAAAAAAUCAUUAUCAUAUAAUUGUAUCCGCAUGACAUAACCUGAGGCGCGCAGAAAAAGUUCACCGGGCACACUAUCUUACGCAUUUAGUUAAGUAAUCUGGAAUAUUUAAAAGGGCCAGAGUGCCUUUUAGGACAUGCCAUAUUUACAUUUUACCUGGACGUUUUUUCUCAUAAAUACAAGAAACAGGUUAAACCUGCAGACCUAAAGUCAUUUUCCAACCAGACGGGAGAUAUUUUACAAUGGAUGAUGUCAGUCAACUUUUAUAUUAAAAGGUGGCAGACCAGUAACGAUACGGGCAUCAUAGUUGUGGGUGGUGCAUCUAUGUCAUCUCAUUGCAAAGGUUAAAUUAUGAGAUAUUUAUUUUUGCCAUAUAUUUGUUUUCUUUUUUUGGCUAACUUUUUGUUCAACUUUGAUAGCCUUGAAAUCUUUUGACAUGUGAAGGGAAAUAUUCCAGCACCAGCAAAAAUCUGCCAAGUUUUAACCACAAAAUCUUUUUAAAAUAUGUCACAAAUGUAGACAUCCCAUUGAUUUUUAUUUAGCACUUAUACCCCUUAUUCUUGGAUUAAGCUUGCAAUGCACUGAAGAUUAGAUUUGUUGUACCUGUCCAAGAAAAUGGCACCUGUUUUUGAUAAACUUAUUUUGUGGUGCUGGGUGUUUUUUUUCCUUUUUCUUUUAAGCAACACUACAUCCGUUGACAAUGUAUGAAGCCUCUCAUAACGGCCCUGUCUAUGGUUGUUUUGGGAAACUGCACCAACAACCUGUCACUCUAGCUGUGAUGUUUGAAUCGGAUUGAUUUACAAAUUACCCUUGUGGAGUUACAGUGAAACUGGAAGGCAAGUGGAUUGUUGAUAAUCGAAACACCAAAUGAUUUAUUUGUACCCAAUUAUAGUACAUUUUGAAACAUUUCUAACCCUUAGUCUGUUAUGUGGUUUGAGAAGAGUAUGGCAUUUAAUAUAUACACAUUGUGUUAGUUAGAAUAUUGAGUGUGCACAAUUUACAGAGAGCUUUGAAGAUGAAAUUUAGUUUCAGUUUUCACCUCUGCUAACAUCCUCCAACAGUUUUUCAUGUUUGUGACAUGUAUAGAGUGAUCCUGCUUGCUUGGUAGACAUUUUAUUACACGUUAAGAUUUCUCUGACAGGCUGUCCACAUUGUUAUAUGUCUUGGUUAUCAAUAAACAUUCACUGAACAGA
Messenger RNA from Perca fluviatilis (European perch), 3336 nucleotides. It is a transcript of the gene znf367, whose product is annotated as zinc finger protein 367. Gene Ontology annotation, cellular component: cell-cell junction. Gene Ontology annotation, biological process: homophilic cell-cell adhesion. NCBI's taxonomy places the organism in Eukaryota, Metazoa, Chordata, Actinopteri, Perciformes, Percidae. The record is from RefSeq and is a predicted model, not a curated record. Gene Ontology annotation, molecular function: ionotropic glutamate receptor binding. The transcript has 5 exons. Bases 419 to 1366 code for a protein of 315 amino acids.